CCUAUAAAGCCCCAAUACUCCCCCUCAGCUCCUUGCACUGCAUUCAGGCUUCCAGCCCCAUCCCCACCACCUGAUCACCAACAGCCCAGGAAAAAGCCAUCUUUACCAGAACCAUCCAUCCACCUGGAACCUCUGCCAUGCAGUCUGCCGAGACCAACACCAAGCUGAACCGGGGUUGCCUGCUCCUGGCUCUGAGGCGCUACAGCGCCGCAGUUCACAACAUGGAACAGACUGUCCUCCUCCCUAGCCUCCUCCGAGAUGUGGAGUCAGACUCCGACACUGACGACGACUGUUUCCAGGACUGUCACUCUGCAGCCGAAAGCUCCCGUAAAGACCUGUAUGACUACUACCUGAUGCUGAAGGCUGUCAGGAACACAGUGGAGAGUGGUCUGGUCACGCUGGACGACCGCAAGGCCAAGAACCAGACCUACCUGGCCCAGAAUAAGACCCUGGAGCCCAUGCUGGAGGCUGACCCAGAGGCCUUGUUCCACUUCCACCUCAGGGGGCUUUUCUCUGUCAUGGGAAACCUCACCAAGAAGUCCCAGGGUGUCACAACCAAGUACAUGGACAUCAUCAGAAUAAUGAACUAGAAUAAGAAGACUCAGGUUAACCCCCAAUCGACAAAACAAGCAAUACAUUUUGGGGCUUGAACAUAAGAUGUACAACUGUCAAGCUGUUUACAUAUACUGUCAAUAACACCAAGUCGUGUGUAAAAUUGAAUAAAAGGUGCUUUUGUCGAAACUGA
Messenger RNA from Oncorhynchus mykiss (rainbow trout), 745 nucleotides. RefSeq names its product thyroid hormone responsive (gene thrsp). Gene Ontology annotation, biological process: regulation of lipid biosynthetic process. Gene Ontology annotation, cellular component: cytosol. The record is from RefSeq and is a predicted model, not a curated record. Lineage: Eukaryota; Metazoa; Chordata; Actinopteri; Salmoniformes; Salmonidae.